Molecule: messenger RNA, 1312 nt
Organism: Cephus cinctus (wheat stem sawfly)
Lineage: Eukaryota; Metazoa; Arthropoda; Insecta; Hymenoptera; Cephidae
Product: sesquipedalian-1
Exons: 2
Coding region: 373-1023 (216 amino acids)
Biological process (GO): endosome organization; receptor recycling; retrograde transport, endosome to Golgi
Cellular component (GO): early endosome; recycling endosome; trans-Golgi network
Source: RefSeq, a predicted model, not a curated record
AGCGGCAUGAUUUUGGUACCGCCUAAAACCGUAGCAUUGUAUCUCCGUACUCUGGCGUUGAGCAUCUUAUUAAUUUCUGCUAAAACGGCUGGCUGACUAGGGCGUCAGCUGAUUCAUGUUUGUGCAAAAUUUCUAUUUCAUUGACAACCCACGUGUAAAAUUUUUACGAAAUUUAAGCAAAUUUAUUUCCGACAUAUGUCUUGCAUUUCGUAUCGAUUUGAUAUUAAUUGUGCAGAAAUUGAGUUGAACUAACCUAACGUGACCCAGCAUUACAAACGUCUGACAGGUGGAUGACGUUUAAUGUAUCACACGAACUACAGGAUUAGUCGUGUGUAAAUUUUUACGAAUUUGUGAAAAAUCUAGUUUUUACUCAUGAAAAUAAAUGAGAAAAAUAUGGUAGCCUUCGCGACAUCCGCAACCCCGGUGGAUCGUGAAGGCUGGCUCAAUAAACGUGGUGAAGUCAAUCGUGGAUAUCAAAGAAGAUGGUUUGUCUUAAAAGGAAACAUUCUCUUUUACUUUGAUCGUCGUGGCGAUAAGGAACCAGUAGGAAUGAUCGUACUUGAAGGAUGCACCAUUGAACUUGCUGAAGACGAGGAACAAUUUGGUUUUAAAAUAGUUUUUCAUGGACCCAACAACAGAAGCUAUGCAUUGGGUGCAGACUCUCAGGAAUCUAUGGAACAGUGGAUGAAAGCAUUAGCUUGUGCAAGCUAUGAUUAUAUGAAGCUGAUGGUUGCCGAACUGCAACGACAGUUGGAUGCUGCUGAGGAGGAGACUGUCGCUGUUACACCACCUCCUGAAUCUCCAAAAGUACCACCAAGGCAUAGACAUAAUCCUUUUAACCGACCUGAAUCUCAUCAGCGUUCGCAAAGUGUUAGAUCAGCACCUGGAAGAACUGAAAAUAUACCCCGAACGAGAGUAACAUUUCGGGAACUGCACACUGCAUAUGGGAGAAGAGUGUUAGCUGAUCUCAAUGAAUGGAGACAUGCCAAAAGAAAUGCAGAAGCUCCAUUGAUCACACUUUAAAUAUCAUAAAUAGUUGUUAAGUUGUACAUACAAAUUCUAUGUAAGAACUCAAAUUGUCCUUAAUGUCCAAAGAUACUUCCAGUAUGAUAAUAGUACUUAUUAGAAAUCAUUUAAUCUUAGUGCAAUUAAUGUCUCUUUAAUGGAGAAUUAUUCUUAAAUUAUCUCCCACUAAUAUUAAAAUAUCUAUACAAAAAUUUGGACCCACCUUUAAUCUAAGAAACUCAUUGUCAAGAAUAAGAACAAAAGAUGUGCUUGGCAGAACAAUAAAAGAAUCGUGGUAUUUUAUAAA